Messenger RNA from Staurois parvus, 327 nucleotides. Lineage: Eukaryota; Metazoa; Chordata; Amphibia; Anura; Ranidae. The record is from the annotation of a GenBank genome assembly.
UGAUUUUGCAUUUCCGGGGUGGGGAGAACUGUUUGUAAACAAAACAGUUCUCUCCCUUUCUAUCUCCUGCACACUGCUUUGCAUGGCUGUGCAUAGCAGAGCCAUGCAAAGCAGUGUGCUUACAGUAAAGCACACAUGCAGCACACAGUAAAACAGCACACAGUUAACCCUUUGAUCACCCCAGAUGUUAACCCCUUCCUGCCCCUGCCAUUAGUACAGUGUCAGUGCUUUUUAUUAGCACUGAUCACUGUAUUGGUGUCACUGGGGAUGUCAGUGACACCAUGUCAGUUCCCCCCAGUGUCAGAAUGCCCACCGCAGUCCCAAAAU